Phytophthora sojae is the source of this 450-nucleotide messenger RNA. RefSeq lists its product as hypothetical. Gene Ontology annotation, cellular component: exon-exon junction complex; nucleus. The transcript has 6 exons. Gene Ontology annotation, biological process: RNA splicing. Lineage: Eukaryota; Oomycota; Peronosporomycetes; Peronosporales; Peronosporaceae. The record is from RefSeq and is a predicted model, not a curated record. The coding region runs from base 1 to 450 and encodes 149 amino acids.
AUGCCCCGCGACGACGACUUCUACGUUCGCUACUACGUUGGCCACCGCGGCAAGUUCGGUCAUGAGUUCAUGGAGUUCGAGUUCCGCGCGGACGGGAAGCUCCGUUACGCCAACAACUCCAACUACAAGAAGGACUCGAUGAUCCGGAAAGAAGUGACGGUGUCCCAGUCGGUCAUCGACGAGGUCAAGCGGAUCAUUAGCGAUAGCGAAAUCACAAAAGAAGAUGACAAGGAGUGGCCGGAACCAGACCGUGUCGGACGGCAGGAACUGGAGGUCGUGUUGGGUGACGACCACAUCUCGUUUACGUGCGCGAAGAUCGGCUCGCUGCUGGACGUGCAGGACAGCAAGGACCCGGAGGGUCUGCGUGUGCUGUACUACCUGGUGCAGGAUCUCAAGUGUUUGGUGUUCUCGCUCAUCACACUGCACUUCAAGAUCAAACCCAUUCCGUAG